This is a messenger RNA of Hordeum vulgare subsp. vulgare (domesticated barley), 876 nucleotides long. Its product is annotated as probable methylenetetrahydrofolate reductase. Gene Ontology annotation, cellular component: cytosol. The annotation marks the transcript as partial. Gene Ontology annotation, biological process: tetrahydrofolate interconversion. The transcript is spliced from 3 exons. Lineage: Eukaryota; Viridiplantae; Streptophyta; Magnoliopsida; Poales; Poaceae. The record is from RefSeq and is a predicted model, not a curated record. Gene Ontology annotation, molecular function: FAD binding; methylenetetrahydrofolate reductase [NAD(P)H] activity.
AAAGUUAUAGUUGUAUGUGAUAACAUAUCCACUCUUUCACAGUUCACAUGGCCACAUGGGCGUGGUAAGAAGCUCCAAGAGGAAUGGGCUGUUCCACUGAAAUCUGUGCAAGACAUUAAUGAGUGGUUCGUAAACUUCUGUGAAGGAAAACUUAAAAGCAGCCCAUGGUCUGAGUUAGAUGGUCUUCAACCCGAGACAACUACAAUUGAUGAUCAGUUGGUGAAGAUGAACUCAAAGGGUUUCCUUACCAUCAACAGCCAACCUGCUGUAAAUGCAGAGAAAUCUGAGUCUCCUAGUGUUGCAUGCAUCAGGCGAGGCAAGGUGCUCUUCUCCAGGGAUAGUUUGAAGACGAGGACGAGAUGACGAGGGAGGCAGCACAAGGCGCGAGAAGGUGCUCCUCUGCUGCGGCGAACGGCGAUCAGGCGAGGGAGGCGAAUGGCGACCAGGCGAGGCCCAAGAACGAGCAGCACGAACGGCGACCAGGCGAGGCCUGCGAACGGCGAUCAGGCGAGGCAGGCGAUGGCGACGAACGGCUACCGGCAAGGCCCAAGAACGAGCACCACGAACGGCGACCAGGGAGGCGAGCGGCGACCAAGCGAGGGAGGCGAUGGCGGCGAACGACGACCAGGCCAGGCAGGCGAACGGCGAUCAGGCGAGGGAGGCAUGCGUGCGUGGGUGAUAUUGUAAUCAACUAUGGACGAGGCGUGCGUGCGUGGGUGUGUUUGAUUCAACUGUUUUGUUUUAACUACGAGGUGGGGAUGACCACGAGGUGGGGAGGUACCGGAUUGGUUUUUGGACGGGGAGAAAAAAUUCGGUUUGGUUUUUGGAGGGAUGGGGAUGGGGAUUGAUUUUUGGAGGGAUGGGGAAAAACAGUGG